This is a messenger RNA of Lepisosteus oculatus (spotted gar), 1745 nucleotides long. NCBI's taxonomy places the organism in Eukaryota, Metazoa, Chordata, Actinopteri, Semionotiformes, Lepisosteidae. The record is from RefSeq and is a predicted model, not a curated record.
UUCAAUAAAUAACUGUUGGACUCAAAAACAGUUAAUUAAUUUACUUAUUUCAACUGUGUUUUAAAAGACAAAUUAUGAGGCUGAGAUAGGCUCUGCGCUGUACUGGAAGACCUCCAGUAGUUUGAUGCCCUACUGGAGACUCAGUCUUCAAUGUAAUUGUCUGGACAGCUAAGAUUUGAAAACCCAUAGGAGAUUUUUGCUUGUAAACUGAAAAACCAGCAAUGAGCUGCUGUAGUCCAAACUUAUGUGGUGGGGAGGUGUCUGUUGCAGUGGGUUACAAGGACAAAGACAAGAAAACAACACAGGCUUCUGCUAAACCAGAUGGUACACAACCAGAUGCCCCCCGGAAACCUGAUGAAACACCAUGUGCACACAACCAACCACCAGCAGUAAAAGAAGGUACACUUUCAAAGCAAGAGCCAUCCCCAAAACCCUUCUCAAGUUUGAUAAAACAUUUUCAGAAACCGCACAUCUCCAGCAUCUUUAGAGGACGUUUUCCUUCACUUCAAGCUAAGCAAGAUACUGCAUCCAAGACUCCAGGAGAAUCUGCUACAGCCCCCUGCAGUGCUGAAAAGUCCUCAGAUCCAGAGUCAGUUGCUAUCACUGCACCUCCUGCCCCUCUGACAAAUGUCAAAGCACAGUCUCCUCAUCACAUGAUUAAGAUGAAAAUUGACCACUCUGGAACGGUCAUUUUGCAAAAAGUUGUUCCAGAUCAGGGGAAAGAAGAAUCCUUUGUGGUUAUGGAAUCAAUGGCUCGUCCAUUAACAACUGAGCAAGCAGCAAACAUCUUUUUUGAGGUUCAGACCCCCAAAAACAUGUCACCCCAGGAGACUGCAAGCAUUGUUACUACAGCUGCUGGACAGGAAGUGCCCACUGUAGCUAUGGAAACACUGCCUGCCAAGCCUGAGCCUGUCGUCAGCUUUGUGAUAAAACAUUUACCGCCAACAUCCAUGUCAAGCCCAAGGCCAGGAAUACUAUCCUAUAUCCCUGCUGAGGUCAGACCUGUCCCUGUUGACACUGCUAAAGAAGAGCCACCAUCACCAGGAACAGAACAGGCUGUGAAAAAAGAGCCAGAUUUGCCGACUGCAAUGUCAGGCAGCAUCCCAGAUGCCUGGAUGGGUCACGAAAACCCGCCAGCUCCAGUAUGGAAGCUCUAUCGCCUGUCAGAUCUCAGAACACCUGAGUUAAACACUCCGGUUUACUCCCAGCAGCCUCUGAGCUGUGUCACAGUACCUCAGUUUGGCCCGCUGCUGAGCCCAAGCCCACCUGCAGUCCAGAGCGUGGGUCAGCUGUACUCCACCAGUGCCAUAAUCCCAUGUCACCAUCCUCAGCUGGUUACACAAUCCAACAUGGUCAUGCAGCCUGCCAUGUCCUCGUUCGUGCCUGUCCAGAGUCGAAUGUCUGGCCAGCAAUUUAUUGUCAUCAAUCCGUUAGACCGGCAGAAACCUCACCCAGCACCCAUUCCUGUUGUUUCCGAUCAAGUCAAUCAAAUCUAUUCCCCAGCCAACACUUUGCCAAGCUCUUCUCCUGCUGACUCGCAUAGCGGCUCUGCCGGUGUGGAAGGUUCAAACAUGGCCAGAGUAACGAGCCUCCUUCCAGGGAAGUCAACAAAUGAUAGCAAUCCUAACAAGACAGGAUAGUAUGCUGCUGUUAUGUGUCAUCCAAAGCUGUCUCAUCCAAAAACUUCAGUUUUUCGCAGACCGUUCUUUUCCUGUACUUGCAAAUAAACAGUUCUGGCAAAACAA